Molecule: messenger RNA, 4322 nt
Organism: Eptesicus fuscus (big brown bat)
Lineage: Eukaryota; Metazoa; Chordata; Mammalia; Chiroptera; Vespertilionidae
Gene: WDR19
Product: WD repeat domain 19
Exons: 37
Coding region: 1-4029 (1342 amino acids)
Biological process (GO): intraciliary retrograde transport; cilium assembly
Cellular component (GO): intraciliary transport particle A; cilium
Molecular function (GO): protein binding
Source: RefSeq, a predicted model, not a curated record
AUGAAGCGUGUUUUCUCGCUGCUAGAAAAGAAUUGGCUUGGUGCACCAAUACAGUUUACCUGGCAAAAAGCAUCAGGAAACUACCUUGCAGUAACAGGAGCUGACCAUAUUAUAAAAAUCUUUGAUCGCCAUGGUCAAAAAAGAAGUGAAAUUAACUUAUCUGGUAAUUGUGUUGCUAUGGAUUGGGAUAAAGACGGAGAUAUCCUAGCAGUGGUUGCUGAGAAAUCUAGUUGCAUUUAUCUAUGGGAUGCCAACACAAAUAAAACCAGCCAGUUAGACAGUGGCAUGAGGGAUCAAAUGUCUUUCCUUAUUUGGUCAAAAAUUGGAAGUUUCCUGGCUGUUGGAACUGUUAAAGGAAAUUUGCUUAUUUAUAAUCGUCAGACAUCUCGAAAGAUUCCUGUCCUGGGAAAACAUACUAAGAGAAUCACAUGUGGAUGUUGGAGUAAAGAAAAUCUGCUUGCUUUAGGUGGCGAAGAUAAAAUUAUCACAGUUAGCAAUCAGGAAGGUGACACAAUAAGACAGUCACCAUUGAAAUCAGAGCCUGGCAACAUGCAGUUUUCCAUCAUGAGGAGUGACGACCGAACCUCUACUGCUGAAAGCACAAUAAGUGUGGUGCUUGGCAAGAAAACUUUGUUUCUUUUUAAUUUGAAUGAACCAUAUAACUCGGUUGAUCUGGAAUUUAAGCAGAGCUAUGGCAACAUUGUCUGCUAUAGUUGGUAUGGCGAUGGCUACAUCAUGGUUGGUUUUUCAUAUGGAAUUUUUGUGGUUAUUUCCACUCAUAUUCGAGAGAUUGGUCUAGAGAUAUUUCAAGCUCGUGAUUAUAAAGAUAAUCUAACCAGUAUUGCAAUAUCACAGACCCUUAACAAAGCUGCUACAUGUGGCGAUAACUGCAUUAAAAUCCAUGACUUGGCAGAAUUAAAAGACAUGUAUGCUAUAAUCAACCUGGAUGAUGAAAUUAAAGGGUUGAGUACCUUGUCCUGGACAGAUGAUGGCCAGUUGCUGGCAUUGUCUACACAAAGGGGCUCACUGCAUGUUUUCCUGACCAAGCUUCCCAUUCUUGGGGAUGCCUGCAGCACAAGGAUUGCAUAUCUCACCUCCCUCCUUGAAGUCACCGUAGCCAACCCUGUUGAAGGAGAGCUACCGAUCACAGUUUCUGUUGAUGUGGAACCCAACUUUGUAGCAGUAGGACUUUAUCAUCUGGCUGUGGGAAUGAAUAAUCGAGCUUGGUUUUAUGUCCUUGGAGAGAAUGGUGUGAAAAAAUUGAAAGAUGUGGAAUAUCUGGGGACAGUAGCCAGUGUUUGCCUUCAUUCAGACUAUGCUGCUGCUCUUUUUGAAGGCAAAGUCCAGUUACACUUGAUAGAAAGUGAACUCUUGGAUACUCAAGAAGAGCGUGAGACUCGACUUUUCCCAGCAGUGGAUGAUAAGUGCCGGAUUUUAUGUCAUGCCUUAACUGGUGAUUUCCUCAUCUAUGGCACUGAUACUGGAGUCAUCCAGUAUUUCUACAUUGAAAAUUGGCAGUUCGUUAAUGAUUAUCGACAUCCUGUCGGUGUGAAAAGGAUUUUCCCUGACCCCAAUGGGACCACCUUAGUUUUCAUUGAUGAAAAAUGUGAUGGAUUUGUCUACUGUCCAGUUAAUGAUGCUACAUAUGAGAUUCCAGAUUUUUCACCAACCAUUAAAGGUGUACUUUGGGAAAACUGGCCAUUGGAUAAAGGUGUUUUUAUUGCUUAUGAUGAUGAUAAGGCAUACACCUAUGUCUUUCACAGGAACACUAUACAAGGAUCCAGGGUCAUUUUGGCUGAUGACACCAAAAUUCCCUUCUCUCAUAAACCUUUGCUGUUAUAUAAUGGAGAGCUGACCUGCCAGACACAGAGUGGACAAAUAAACAAUGUCUACCUUGACACUCACAGCUUCCUCAACAAUUUAAAAGACGUGGGGCCUGAUGAGCUGAGGCAAAUGCUGACACAGACCUUAGUGCUGAAAAGGUUUUCUGACGCUUGGGAACUGUGCAUGAUUCUGAAUGACCACGAUGCCUGGAACGAGUUGGGCAGAGAUUGCCUCCAUCACAUGGACGUGGAGUUCGCAAUCCGCGUCUACAGGGCUAUUGGAGAUGUUGGCAUGGUGAUGUCCUUGGAACAAAUAAAGGGGAUCGAGGACAACAACCUUUUGGCAGGACAUCUUGCCAUGUUUACUAAUGAUUUCAACCUGGCUCAGGACCUGUACCUUGCGUCCAGCUGUCCCGUUGCUGCGCUGGAGAUGAGAAGGGAUUUGCAGCACUGGGACAGCGCUCUACAGCUGGCAAAGCGCUUAGCCCCGGACCAAAUACCACUUAUCUCCAAAGAAUAUGCUAUUCAGCUUGAAUUCACGGGUGAUUAUGUAAAUGCCUUGGCUCAUUAUGAGAAAGGAAUAACAGGUGAAAAUAAGGAACAUGAUGAAUUGUGUCUGGCCGGAGUGGCCCAGAUGUCCAUAAGAAUGGGAGACAUACGACGAGGGGUUAACCAAGCCCUCAAGCAUCCCAGCAGGGUCCUUAAAAGAGACUGCGGGGCCAUACUGGAGAACAUGAAGCAAUAUUCAGAAGCAGCCCAACUGUAUGAAAAAGGCCUCUACUAUGACAAAGCAGCAUCUGUUUACAUACGCUAUAAGAAUUGGGCAAAAGUCGGUGAGCUUCUGCCUCAUGUCUCUUCCCCCAAGAUUUACCUGCAGUAUGCCAAAGCCAAAGAAGCUGAUGGGAGAUACAAAGAAGCUGUGGUGGCCUAUGAGAAUGCAAAGCAAUGGAGCAGUGUCAUCCGAAUCUAUCUGGAUCACCUCAACAAUCCUGAAAGGGCUGUCAGUAUCGUCAGAGAGACCCAGUCUCUGGAUGGAGCCAAAAUGGUAGCCAGGUUUUUCCUACAACUAGGUGACUACGGAUCUGCCAUUCAGUUUCUUGUCAUGUCCAAAUGUAAUAAUGAAGCUUUCACACUGGCUCAGCAACACAACAAGAUGGAAAUCUAUGCAGAUAUUAUUGGUUCUGAAAACACUACUAAUGAAGACUAUCAAAGCAUUGCCUUAUAUUUUGAAGGAGAGAAAAGGCAUUUUCAGGCUGGAAAAUUCUUCCUGCUGUGUGGCCAAUAUUCACGAGCACUUAAACACUUCCUAAAAUGUCCAAGCUCGGAAAAUAAUGCAGCGAUAGAAAUGGCAAUUGAAACUGUUGGUCAGGCCAAAGAUGAACUACUGACCAGUCAACUGAUAGACCACCUGAUGGGGGAGAGCGAUGGCAUGCCGAAGGAUGCCAAGUACCUGUUCCGCUUGUACAUGGCCCUGAAGCAAUACCGGGAGGCCGCCCGGACUGCCAUUAUCAUCGCCAGGGAAGAGCAGUCUGCAGGCAACUAUCGGAAUGCACAUGACCUUCUCUUCAGUAUGUAUGCAGAACUUAAAUCCCAGAAGAUCAAAAUUCCCUCGGAGAUGGCCACCAACCUCAUGAUUCUGCACAGCUACAUACUCGUCAAGAUUCAUGUUAAAAAAGGAGAUCAUAUGAAAGGGGCACGUUUGCUUAUUCGGGUGGCCAAGAACAUUAGCAAAUUUCCGUCACACGUGGUGCCGAUCCUGACGUCCACUGUCAUCGAGUGUCACAGAGCAGGCCUGAAGAACUCGGCUUUCCGAUUCGCAGCCAUACUGAUGAGGCCCGAGCACCGCAACAGAAUCGAUGCCAAAUACAAGAAGAAGAUUGAGGCCAUGGUCAGGAGACCAGAUACAUCUGAGGCAGAAGAGGUCACAACCCCGUGUCCCUUCUGUAAAUUUCUUCUCCCGGAAUGUGAACUCCUCUGUCCUGGUUGUAAAAACAACAUCCCAUAUUGCAUUGCAACAGGGCGGCAUAUGCUGAGGGAUGACUGGACAGUGUGUCCACAUUGCGACUUCCCUGCUCUCUACUCAGAAUUUAAGAUCAUGUUAAACACUGAAAGCACAUGUCCCAUGUGUUCAGAAAGACUGAACUUUGCUCAGCUGAAGAUGAUCUCGGACUGCACCCAGUACCUGCAAACAGAGGUGGAGCCGUGAGCGGAAUGUGCAGAUAUGUUCCUGGGAAGACAGCAUUUUUCCAUAGGAGGCUGUGUUUGUACCCCGAUGGACCUUCCUGGGUACAGAAGACAAAAACCAAGGUGACCUUUCCAGGUUGCCCCUUUCAACUUCUACAGAGUGACAAAACAGUAACAUAUAACACUGCUGUUAUUACACUUUGUAUAUUUCCUCUUCAAAGUCUUACACAUUGUAUGUUCUGCACUGUUAAUAGUAAACCUAUGACAUAAUUGUAAAUAUUCAGCUUUUUUGAAGUAUGUCCUUUAAAAUAAAAC